This is a messenger RNA of Durio zibethinus, 1825 nucleotides long. RefSeq names its product silicon efflux transporter LSI2-like. NCBI's taxonomy places the organism in Eukaryota, Viridiplantae, Streptophyta, Magnoliopsida, Malvales, Malvaceae. Gene Ontology annotation, cellular component: membrane. Gene Ontology annotation, biological process: transmembrane transport. The record is from RefSeq and is a predicted model, not a curated record.
UGGGCUGUUCUUUUGGGCGGGAAACUGACGACAUGAACUGGAGUGCCUGUACUGAAUAAGAUUUUGAAGGUUUGGGAUUCUUGCAAGGAUAUUAUUCUUUUUAUUGAUCAGAAACAAUGGCCUUGGCUUUUUCUGUUAAAGUGGUUCUUGGCUCAAUUGCCUUUGCAAUCUUCUGGGUAUUGGCAGUUUUCCCUGCUGUCCCAUUUCUACCAGUUGGGAGGACAGCAGGGUCCUUACUAGGGGCCGUGCUUAUGGUUUUGUUCAGAGUCGUAACCCCAGAUCAAGCAUAUGCUGCAAUUGAUCUCCCAAUCCUUGGUCUUUUAUUUGGUACUAUGGUUGUCAGUGUCUAUCUUGAAAGAGCAGAUAUUUUCAAAUAUUUAGGUAAGUUGCUUUCAUGGAAAAGCAAAGGAGCUAAGGACUUAAUUUGUAGAAUCUGCCUGAUUUCUGCCAUUUCAAGUGCUGUUUUCACCAAUGACACCACUUGUGUGAUCUUGACUGAAUUUGUGUUAAAAAUUGCAAGGCAACAUAAUCUACCCCCUCAUCCAUUCCUGCUUGCCCUUGCCUCAAGUGCCAAUAUAGGGUCCGCAGCUACACCAAUUGGAAAUCCUCAAAACCUGGUUAUAGCAGUUCAGAGUAAAAUUUCCUUUGGGGAUUUUCUUAUUGGAAUUCUACCUGCAAUGCUUGUGGGAGUCUUAGUGAAUGUUUUACUUCUUCUAUGCAUGUAUUGGAGAUUGUUAUCUGCUCAGAAGGAUGAAGAAGACGCAACUGGAGAAGUUGUAGCUGAAGACGAUGUGAUUUCUCAUAGGUUUUCACCAGCUACAAUGUCACAUUUUCCAUCUUUGAACUCUCAAGAAUGGAACUCAAGAUUGGAAUCCAUGAAUGUGCAAAGCUCUCCCAACGGGAAUGGAAGCACAGCUCAUCCUGACUCCCUUAGAAACCGAGUAAUUUCAGCUGAUCAGAAUGAAAUCCAGAGGGUACCUGGUGGUGCAACUGAUUCUGCAAAGAAUUCAAAUGCAUCAAAGGAGGCACCAACAGAUGCUGUUGCUUCAAAGAUGAUUGCAACAGCGGAUAGCUUGAAAGAUGCACUUUCUGCGCAACCUUCAGAAGAAAAGGAAAACUUAUCCACAAGGUGGAAAAGGAGGUUUUGGAAAUUCUGUGUUUACUUUGUUACCGUAGGGAUGCUGAUUUCUCUGCUUAUGGGUCUCAAUAUGUCCUGGACUGCAAUUACCGCAGCACUUGCUCUUGUGGUUCUUGAUUUCGAGGAUGCUCGGCCUUGCCUAGAAAAGGUGUCCUAUAUGCUUUUAAUUUUCUUCUGUGGAAUGUUUAUCACUGUCGAGGGGUUCAACAAAACUGGAAUUCCAAGCAGCCUUUGGGACUUGAUGGAACCCUAUGCAAAGAUCAAUCAUGUUUCAGGGAUAGCAGUUCUAGCCAUUGUAAUACUUGUCCUGUCGAAUUUGGCUUCAAAUGUACCAACUGUUCUCUUGCUCGGAGGGCGAGUGGCAGCAUCAGCAGCUGCAAUUUCUGCAUCUGAUGGGAAGAAAGCAUGGCUUAUUUUGGCUUGGGUCAGCACUGUUGCUGGGAACCUGUCACUAUUGGGAUCAGCUGCUAACUUGAUAGUGUGUGAACAAGCUCGUCGUACUCCACACCUUGCAUACACAUUGUCCUUCUGGAAACACAUUAAGUUUGGAGUUCCUUCCACGCUUAUAGUCACCGCUAUUGGUUUGACACUCAUUAGAUGAUUAAAUAAAUGUACUUCAAUAAGAGGCUCACAUAAGAAGGGAAGAAAUCCCGCUUCCACUUUCUUGUGAGCAUUUCUCUCCAGAGA